Molecule: messenger RNA, 1647 nt
Organism: Grosmannia clavigera kw1407
Lineage: Eukaryota; Fungi; Ascomycota; Sordariomycetes; Ophiostomatales; Ophiostomataceae
Product: heat shock protein DNAj
Exons: 3
Coding region: 1-1647 (548 amino acids)
Biological process (GO): protein import into peroxisome matrix
Cellular component (GO): cytosol
Source: RefSeq, a predicted model, not a curated record
AUGGUGGUCGACACGGCAUACUACGACCAGCUGGGCGUUUCGCCGACGGCGACGGAGCUCGAGAUCAAGAAGGCAUACCGCAAGCAGGCGAUUGUUCACCAUCCAGAUAAGAAUCCAAACGAUCCGACAGCGCACGAAAAGUUCCAGGCUAUCGGCGAAGCGUACCAGGUGCUCUCAGACCCAGACUUACGGAAAGCCUACGACAAGUACGGCAAGGAUGCAUCGCAACCCAGUGAGGGGUUUGUCGACCCGGCGGAGUUUUUUACCAGCAUCUUUGGCGGGGACGCAUUUGCCGACUGGAUUGGCGAGAUAUCUCUCAUGAAGGAUCUGACAGCUACGAUGGACAUUGCUGGGACAGCUGAGGAGGGCGAAGAGGGCUCCGCCACCGCCGAGGACGGCGAGUUUCCCGGCACCGAGGAGGCGAUGAAGGAGAGUGAGAACGCGGCCGGGGAAGAGCACACAGCGGUGGCUGCGUCGGCUACCGAUAGCGAUGCGGGUGCGGCCAAGCCAGCCGCUGUGGUGGUGGAGGACGAAAAGGACAGCGGAGCGACGGCGGCAUCGUCGGAACCCAGGAAGCCUGUCGCCGAACCGCCUGCAGCAAAAGCGUCACCUCCCUCGGGCCGGACAUCGCCGCUGCCCACGGGCUCUGGCCAGAGCACGCCGGGUGGGCGCAAGAUGCUUCCGAUUCGACCGGCACUGCCAGAGCGGCCGCACUCGGAAACGGGCGGCCCGUCGGCGAUGGCCGGCAGUGAGGACGAUAGCAAGGACAUGAAGAAGAAGGACAAGAAGAAGGCGGGUUUGUCGAAGGAGCAGCGCGAGCACCUGGCAGCAUACGAGCGCGAGCGGGCGCGGAUUCGACAGGAACGGGUGGACAUGCUGGUGCGCAAGCUGCUGGACCGGGUGUCGCUGUGGACGGAGACGGACAAGGGCCGGGACGUGACCCGGUCAUUCCAGGAGAAGAUCCGGCUGGAGGUGGAGGAGCUCAAGAUGGAAUCGUUUGGACUGGACAUUCUGCACGCGAUCGGACACACGUACGUGAGCAAGGCGACGGCGGUGCUUCGUAGCCAGAAGCUCUUCGGCAUGGGCGGAUUCUUUAGCCGGAUCCGCGACAAGGGCACGCUUGUGAAGGAGACGUGGAACACGAUCAGCUCGGCUAUUGACGCGCAGCAGACGAUGGAAGAGAUGGCGCGGAUGGAGGAGCGCGGCGGCGAGGAGUGGACGGACGAGAAGAAGACGGAGUACGAGCGGCGGGUGACGGGCAAGAUCCUGACGGCGGCGUGGCGCGGCAGCAAGUUUGAGAUCCAGAGCGUGCUGCGCGACGUGUGCGACGCGGUGUUGAACGACAAGAAGGUGCACCUGUCGAAGCGGCUGGAGCGGGCGGAGGCUCUGGUGCUCAUCGGUGACAUUUGCAACAGGGCACAACGAACUCCGGAAGAGGAAGGCGACUACAUGGCGUUUGAGCAGCUCGUGGCCGAGGCGGCCAUCAAGAAGGACAAGGAGUCGAAGAAGAAGGAGAAGAGCCGAGAUCGUCGCAGCACAUGGAUCCACAAGGCGGGCGAGACAUCGAGCGGCGAGGCUGGGGCAGAGGCGCAUAUGGCGUCGGCGGCGGAAACGGCAGCAGACCUCCCGAACGUGCCGAAAGUAUAA